AUUCCCUCCCGAGCCCGACCCGGAGCCCGAUCUUGACGACCGACUAUUGUCAUUCUCAUUGCCAUAGCUCUACCUGAUCUACCUACUCACGUUCCCGGCGACCGACCACCUACUCGUCUCGGGUCGCAUCCUUUGCGCUUAUCGACGACCUCCGACCAUCGCCCAGCGUUUGUCCAUUUGCCUAGGUACCCGCCAGCGAUAACCCCCCUCUCAUUAAACUCCUCCUCUCUUAGCCACCCAAGCUGGGCCGCGCCACUGCCAUCGACGCCUCUUUUCUUUGAAGUUACCAACCGCAGCGUCUGAUUUCCGGCAUCAUGUUCUCUCAGAAGAAGCCGUACUCGGCCGUUACGGUGAGCAUCGAGACGCUCACCGCCGAGACGUACGAAGAGGAUGACUUGAGCGGCAUUCCCGACCUCGUGGAAGUCAUCAAGCUUCAGGCGUCCGGCCCUGGAGAAGCCGCCCGCGCCAUCCGCAAGAAGCUCAAGUACGGCAAUGUUCACCGCCAGCUCAGAGCUUUGACCAUCUUGGAUGGCCUCAUCCAGAACGCCGGCCCUCGUUUCCAGCGUGCUUUCGCUGACGAGACCCUGCUGGAACGCCUGCGAGUUUGCGGAACAUCCGACCUGUCUGACCCGGAUGUCAAGAAGAAAUGUACCGAACUCUUCCGCAGCUGGUCUCAGUACAAGAGCACUCCCGGUUUGGAGCGCAUCGCCAAGCUGCACCAAGAACUGCCUAAACGCAAGGUCGCCGUCACCCAGGAGAGGUCCAAGGCUGUUCGGGAGACGGAGAACCCGUUUGGCGAGGAAGAGGAGGACAAGCCUUCCUCGCCCACGGGCCGUGCAGGGGAGUCCUCCCAGCCGCAGCGCACGCCCUAUCUGCCAUAUGGCGAUUCUCCCAACGCCAGCACCACCUCUGGCCACGCCAAGUCUUCGUCCCGGUCCGGGAGCUCUUUCUUUGGCUCGUCCAAAGAUAAGAGCAAGAAAAAGGACAAGGACAAGAAGGGAAAGCGCAAGCCCUUCAACCUGGAGUUGGAGAAGGAUGCCAUGAAGGGCGCCAUUGCCGAGAGUUCCAUCGCUGUCACCAACCUGACCAACCAUCUCCAGACCAUUAACCGCGAGAGGGAGCGCAUCUCGGAGAACCCGCAAGCUGUUGAGCAGUUUGAAGGUUGCAAGCAGCUCAGGCGGAAAGUCUUACGCUACAUCCACCAUGUUGAAUCGGAGGAGUGGCUCGGCAGCCUUCUGAGAGCCAACGAUGAGCUGGUCACCGCCCUCAUGACGUUCGAGCAACUCGACCGGUCCAUUGACGCCGACAGUGAUUCUGAUGACGAGCUUGCCGAGCAGGCUCACAUCUACCGAAUGGUCUCCGAAAAGGGCAAGCAAUCCAUGUCUCCACCCCCUCCCGACGUUUCUGGUCUGAGCAUCAGCCACACGCCGUCGCCUCGUCCGCCUCCCCCACCCCGCCCGGUUCCGAGGUCGAGACCCGCUCCCGCUCCUCCCGCCGCGCCACCUGCGCCGGCGAAGCCCCCCAGACCUCCUGUCCAGCAGGUUCAGCCCGACUCGGACGAGGAGGACGACGAUGACCCGUUCGCCGACAAGAACGCGCUCGAGACCCCAGCCACCGAAAGGACAGAGCCAAGAUGGUGAUGCUGCAUGACCGGCAUGUUCCAUCACAUGCGUCCCCCUGUUUCAUUUACCCAACGUUCUUAUCGAAGGAAUACCCAGCCAUGUAGGAUGGGGUUCUCUGUGGCCAACAGGCUGUUUCUGUUGGCGGUUUUGGAACACACAAGUCAUGUAGCGAACGAAGCGCCCGUUUAGAUUCCCAAUGACGAAGCGAGUCGAGUUGAGCACUUAUGAUAUCUUAAUCCUAGCCACCGAGUGCCGUUGGGCUGCUCACUGGAUGCAGGAGUCCAGUCCCCCUUUUCCGAAAGCUCGCAAUCGGUCAACAUCGACCUUCCACUGUUGGUCCCGCCUCGGCCGCAAUCCCCUUUUGGGAACAGCGCCCGGACCUCAUGGUCCCCGCCGAGCGCCCAUUCCGGACUCUAUCGCCCGAUGCCCCCGCCGGAGAUGCUACGAUCCCAUCG
Colletotrichum destructivum is the source of this 2077-nucleotide messenger RNA. RefSeq names its product Putative LAS seventeen-binding protein. Gene Ontology annotation, molecular function: ubiquitin binding; phosphatidylinositol binding. Gene Ontology annotation, cellular component: actin cortical patch. NCBI's taxonomy places the organism in Eukaryota, Fungi, Ascomycota, Sordariomycetes, Glomerellales, Glomerellaceae. Gene Ontology annotation, biological process: endocytosis; actin filament organization; actin cortical patch localization. Bases 315 to 1640 code for a protein of 441 amino acids. The transcript is spliced from 5 exons. The record is from RefSeq and is a predicted model, not a curated record.